AUGGCGUCCACUGGGGCCGACAAGAUUGGAGAGGACGCCCAAGCCAAGCCCGAAUCGAUCACCAAGAACGAGCUUCCAGACAGAAGCGACGUCCCUGACGAAGCUGGUGCGAAUGGGGAGCUCUCCAAGAAUGCUGCCAAAAAGGCUGCGAAGCGGGACAAGCAAGCCGCAGACAAAGCUUCCAAAUCCAAAGACAAGCCAAUCGGCACGGCAGAAGCAAAGCUGCCCACGAGCAAAGCUGCUAAGAAGAAGACCGAAGACACACCUCUGAUCGGAAUCGACGUGGCCAAAGAGGAGGAUUUCUCUGGCUGGUACCAACAGGUUCUCACCAAGGGCGACAUGCUCGAUUACUACGAUGUAUCUGGGUGCUACAUUCUUAAGCCUGCGUCUUACUUCAUAUGGGAGCAAGUACAAGAAUGGUUCAACAUCAAGAUCAAGAAAAUGGGUGUCAAGAACUGCGCGUUCCCACUGUUCGUUUCUGAAGACGUCCUCAACAGAGAGAAAGCACAUAUUGAGGGUUUCGCCGCUGAAGUUGCUUGGGUCACCCAUGCCGGCAAAACCAAACUCGACAAGAAAAUCGCCAUUCGCCCUACCUCCGAAACCGUUAUGUACCCUUAUUAUGCCAAAUGGAUCCGCAGUCACCGAGAUCUCCCGCUCAAGCUCAAUCAAUGGAACUCGGUGGUACGGUGGGAGUUCAAGAAUCCUCAGCCAUUCCUCCGGACUCGAGAAUUCCUCUGGCAAGAAGGUCAUACUGCGCAUUUGACGGAGACCGAGGCGGACAAGGAGGUGCUCGAGAUCUUGGAGCACUACGCGGGGGUGUAUGAGCAACUGCUUGCCGUACCUGUCAUUCGUGGUCGCAAGACCGAGAAGGAGAAGUUUGCUGGCGGUCUCUACACCACCACCGUCGAAGGAUACAUUCCAUCUACCGGUCGAGGCAUUCAAGGGGGCACAUCACAUUGUCUUGGCCAGAACUUUAGCAAAAUGUUUGGUAUCACCGUUGAAGACCCUUCAGCCCAGCCAGGCGAGAAGAAAGAACCCCUAUUUGUCUGGCAAAAUUCAUGGGGACUUUCCACCCGAGUGAUCGGUGUGAUGGUAAUGAUCCACGGGGACAACCGCGGACUUGUGCUCCCUCCACGAGUAGCCGAACUGCAAACCAUCAUCGUUCCUGUGGGAAUCACCAAAUCUACCACUUCGGACGAGCGAAAUGGGCUGUACAAAGAAAUCGAAGGACUGGUCGAAAUCCUGCGAGCGGCUGGUAUCCGAGCCGAGGCAGAUUUCCGAGACAAACCCCCGGGCUGGAAAUUCAAUGACUGGGAACAGCGAGGCGUGCCUUUGAGGCUCGAAUUUGGCACAAAAGAAUCGAGAGGUCAUUUUGUCACGGCUUCACGGAGAGACAUCGUUGGGAAGGAUGGCAAAGGCAAAUCGGAGAUGCCCAUCACGGAGCUUAAGACUGCCGUGCCAGCGCUCCUUGAGACGAUGCAGAAAGAUCUGUAUGAUCGAGCAGACGAGAAGUUCAAGUCCCAUGUCAAGAAGAUCACUAGUUGGAACGACUUUGUUCCUGCUCUGAAUGACAAGAAUGUGUGCUUGAUUGCGCACUGUCUGACGGAGCAAUGCGAAGACGAGAUCAAAGAUAUGAGUGCCAGAACAGCAGAAGAGCAGUCAGGAGAGGCCCAGGAUGCCAAGGCUCCCAGUAUGGGGGCAAAGAGUCUCUGCAUUCCCUUCGACCAGCCCGACGGUGUUGAGAAAGGGGUAACGAGUUGUACGAACCCCAACUGCAUGAACAAGGCGGAACAGUGGUGCUUGUUCGGACGAUCGUAUUAG
This is a messenger RNA of Endocarpon pusillum Z07020, 1821 nucleotides long. Its product is annotated as proline-tRNA ligase C19C7.06. The coding region runs from base 1 to 1821 and encodes 606 amino acids. NCBI's taxonomy places the organism in Eukaryota, Fungi, Ascomycota, Eurotiomycetes, Verrucariales, Verrucariaceae. Gene Ontology annotation, biological process: prolyl-tRNA aminoacylation. The record is from RefSeq and is a predicted model, not a curated record. Gene Ontology annotation, molecular function: proline-tRNA ligase activity; ATP binding. Gene Ontology annotation, cellular component: aminoacyl-tRNA synthetase multienzyme complex; cytoplasm. The transcript has 3 exons.